Euleptes europaea (tarantolino) is the source of this 2271-nucleotide messenger RNA. RefSeq names its product L3MBTL histone methyl-lysine binding protein 3 (gene L3MBTL3). Lineage: Eukaryota; Metazoa; Chordata; Lepidosauria; Squamata; Sphaerodactylidae. Gene Ontology annotation, molecular function: protein binding; zinc ion binding. The transcript is spliced from 20 exons. The record is from RefSeq and is a predicted model, not a curated record. Bases 7 to 2271 code for a protein of 754 amino acids. Gene Ontology annotation, biological process: regulation of DNA-templated transcription. Gene Ontology annotation, cellular component: nucleus.
UGCACCAUGAAUGAACCAGCUUCUAGCGGGACUGGGCAAGAUUUUGAUGUAUUUAGUGUAAUGGACUGGAAGGAUGGAAUUGGUACCUUGCCUGGAAGUGAUCUAAAGUUUCGAGUGAAUGAAUUUGGAGCACUGGAAGUGAUCACAGAUGAAAUGGAGAUGGAAAGUGUUAAGAAGGCCACAGCUACUACAACAUGGAUGGUGCCAACUGCUCAAGAAGUCUUUUUAGAAAAGACAGAAAUAGCACUCAAACUGAAAGAAACUACUAAAGUGGAUGGGAAUAGUGUCUGUGAAAAUUGUUCUCUUUCUGGUUCCAUGGAAGAGUAUGUAGCUGGAGAGAUUUGCAGCCAAAAAUGUUGCCAUCCGAUUAAAAACAGAGAACAAAAAGAAGACAAAGAAGUAUCAGAAUUCAACGGUGACGAAUAUUCUAAGGGCACUCAAAAAAGAAAAGACAAAUCACCCCCAAAGGGAGAAUGUGUGCAAGACAGAGAAGAGAAGGAAAAAAAUGAAAUAGAUGAAGGGAGGAUACUAAGAGCUUCUCAGAGAGCUACAAGGAAAAGGAAAAGAGAGAUGGCGAUUUUAAAACAAACUUUAAUGUCAAAGGAAAAGAAAGCAUGGAGUUGGUCAUCAUACUUGGAAGAAGAAAAGGCUAUAGCUGCACCUCCUAAGAUUUUUAAAGAGUACCAGUCCUUCCCAUACAACAAAAAUUCAUUUAAAGUUGGAAUGAAACUAGAAGGAGUGGAUCCUGAACACCAGUCAAUGUACUGCGUCGUUACAGUGGCUGAGGUUUGUGGCUAUAGAAUCAGACUUCACUUUGAUGAAUACCCGGAUUGUUAUGAUUUUUGGGUGAAUGCUGAUUCUUCUGACAUUCACCCAGUUGGUUGGUGUGAGAAAACAGGACACAAGCUUCAUCCACCAAAAGGAUAUAAAGAAGAUGAAUUUAAUUGGCACUCAUAUCUGAAGAAAUGUAAGGCUCAAGCUGCCCCUAAAACCUUGUUUGAAAACCAAAAUACAACGGUAAUUCCAUCAGGAUUUCGAGUGGGGAUGAAGCUUGAAGCUGUAGACAAAAAGAACCCUACAUUUGUAUGUGUUGCUACAGUAAAAGACAUGGUGGAAAAUCGUUUCCUGGUUCAUUUUGACAACUGGGAUAAGAGCUAUGAUUAUUGGUGUGAAGCAGCUAGUCCGCAUAUUCAUCCUGUUGGAUGGUGUAAAGAACACAGAAGGACUCUUAUUACACCUCCAGACUAUCCACAUGCAAAACAGUUUUCUUGGGAGAAAUAUUUGGAGGAAACCAGUUCCUUACCUGCACCUGCCAGAGCUUUUAAAGUGAAACCUACUCAUGGAUUUCAGAAGAAUAUGAGACUUGAAGUAGUUGAUAAGAGGAACCCUGCACUUAUCAGGGUAACCACAGUUGUAGAUACUGAUGACCACAGAAUUAAAAUCCACUUUGAUGGCUGGGAGAGUAUUUAUGAUUAUUGGAUUGAUGCAGAUAACCCCGACAUACAUCCUGCAGGCUGGUGUGGGAAAACUGGACACCCUCUUCAGCCUCCUCUUAGUCUGUUGGAGUUAGUUGAAGCUUUAGAACAAGGAGGGUGUCCUACCUCAGGAUGCAAAGGAGUUGGACAUACAAAAAGAGCCAAGCACAUGGGCCACCACAGUGCUGUCAGCUGCCCAUACUCCGAGUUGAACCUGAACAAAGAACAUAUCCUUCCAGAUCGUUUGAGUGGUGAGAUGCCUCUAAAUAAUCCACCAGGGCAUUGGAACAGAAAGACAGAAGUAACUGAAAGAUCAACCUCUCCUGUAUAUGAGGAAUGCCAUACAGCUAAGGAAUUUGUUAAGAAGACUGAGUGUGAAGGAAGGAAGAUGGAAAGCACAGAGUCCUGUCUAAAUGAAACCAAAGACAAUAAGGAACCCAGUAAUCAGAGGUUCCAUCCUCAGCCAGUCAUUUUGUCUUCCAAAUUGUCAAUCCCAGGCUUGCCAUUAUGGUGGGAACAACAGAGUAAGCUCCUUCCUAGCGUCGCUGGAAUCCCUGCCAGUAAAGUUUCCAAGUGGAGCACAGAUGAGGUCUCAGAGUUCAUACGAAGUUUACCAGGGUGCGAGGAACAUGGCAAGGUGUUCAAAGAUGAACAAAUUGAUGGAGAAGCUUUUCUGCUAAUGACUCAAGCAGACAUAGUCAAAAUAAUGACCAUUAAACUGGGACCGGCUCUAAAAAUCUUCAACUCAAUCCUGAUGUUCAAAGCUGCCGAGAAGAACUCUCACCAUGAGCUCUGA